AUGCCUUUGAAGAUUGUCGUGGUUGGUGCUGGCCUGGCCGGUCUGGGCGCAGCCAUUGCGUUGAACCGCCAAGGUCAUGAUAUUGAGAUCCUCGAGCAGUCCGGCUUCCUAAAUGAAGUAGGAGCUGCAAUCCACAUGGCGCCUAAUGCCACGCGCAUCCUCAAAGAUUGGGGAUGCAACUUAGAGGACCUGCAGCCGGUCCACUGCAACAAAAUGCGGUUGUGGGAUCACCAAGGAAACCUUAUGCACAUCCCAGUUGUGACUAAGGACACCCAGGAAGCGCUGGGUAUCUACGAUGAGUGGUUGCUCACACACCGAGUGGAUUUGCACAAUACUCUUAGAGGCUUAGCUGCCAAGGAGGUCAAUGGCAAGAAGCCUACUAUUCACUUGCGUUCUCGUGUAGCUUCGGUGGAUCCCGAGGCUGGAGUGGUAACCCUCGAGGACGGUACCAAGUACACUGGUGACCUAAUCAUUGGGGCGGAUGGCAUGCAUUCUCGGUGUGUUAGCAGUGUCAUCGGUGGACCUACCAAGAAGGAAAGCACAGGGCAGAACUGCUUUCGCUUCCUUAUCCCUGUCUCCAAGAUGAAAAGCAACCCUCUCACUGCCUCUCUUUUGGAAAAGAUGGGAUCGGACGCUGUGGACGUUUUCACCACGGAGGAUCGCCGAUUAGUCGUCUAUCCCUGUCGUCACGGCGAUCUGCUCAAUAUCGCCGCUAUCCAUCCCUCAGGAGCCGACUCUAGCGCUAGGGAGUCUUCUUGGCUAGACAGCGGCAAUUUGGAUUCGUUGCUUGAAACAUGCAGUGUGUUCAGCCCUGAGCUUCAAGAAAUGUGCAAAUUGGCAGAAGACCUGAAGCUCUGGAGCUUGGCGUCUCGUUCUCCGCCGCGCACCUUCAUCCGUGGCAAGCUAGCACUCAUCGGAGAUGCCGCCCACCCAACACUGCCUCACCAGGGCCAAGGCGGUGCGCAGAGCCUCGAAGAUGGAGCAGCUCUGGGUGCCCUUUUCACCCCCGAGUGUACCAAAGAUGAUAUCCCGGGCAGACUGGAACUGUACAACAAGGUACGCUAUGAGCGAUCUGUAACGGUGAUGCUGAUGUCCAAGGUAAGCGACGAUCGCCGGGGCCAGAUGUUGGACGAAUUGAGGACCUAUGUGCCCGAUGCCGAGUUGCCUCCGGAUAUGUUUUCCUACACCUGGAAUUCGUACCCCUGUCGGGAAGCUCAGCAGCUUCUCCGGGCGGCUCAAGUGAGCGCCUAA
Messenger RNA from Aspergillus luchuensis, 1251 nucleotides. RefSeq names its product putative salicylate hydroxylase. The coding region runs from base 1 to 1251 and encodes 416 amino acids. The record is from RefSeq and is a predicted model, not a curated record. The transcript is spliced from 6 exons. NCBI's taxonomy places the organism in Eukaryota, Fungi, Ascomycota, Eurotiomycetes, Eurotiales, Aspergillaceae. Gene Ontology annotation, molecular function: FAD binding; monooxygenase activity.